Molecule: messenger RNA, 2271 nt
Organism: Bipolaris victoriae FI3
Lineage: Eukaryota; Fungi; Ascomycota; Dothideomycetes; Pleosporales; Pleosporaceae
Exons: 5
Coding region: 1-2271 (756 amino acids)
Source: RefSeq, a predicted model, not a curated record
AUGGCACGUCUAAAGCAGCCGCCAAGGGUGAGCGCAGCGGCUGAAUCAUCUCCACAGCCCAGCUCUUCCCAUGCUUCCGACUUCUUUCAUCCUGCGGCAGAUGAUCAAGCAGCCAUCGAACAGCUCCACACAGAAUCUCUCGCGACAGACGCACCUCCACUACCUCCUUCACCCGCCGUAUUCAUUGGCGCAGAGCUCCUCAAUGCUGCACGAAUAGAUCACCGACGUAAUAGCCCUGUGAUUGACAUGGCGCGUAAGAAUCGCGCCGGUAAGCUCAAGCGGGCGAGCUUGAUCCCCGAGAGCGCUAGGACGAACCUCGCUGUACGAGGUGAUGUAUAUGAGAUAGAGCUUAGCCCGGAAAAGGGGAACUACGCGCUGCCUGAGAAGGUGAACAAAAAGCCGCUCAAGAUUGUAAAGAAGAAGCCACACGCACUCGCGAAGCUUAGGCCGGCAGAGGAUCUGGCUUCUACCCAUCCAGACAUGCGCUCUUCUCCACCCCAAGUUGCCCCCGUUGGAAGCGACAGCAUUGCCAUUGAUACCGUAACAGAGGAGAUUCUUUCGAGUAAAGCAAAUUCCCAUGCUAAUGCACCCGGGAAUGUAAGAAUCGAGGAGAGCCUUGACAAUGGGAAACCCAGAUGCACAGCAGUCUUCUACAAGUACGAUAAAAUUACUGGACCAGCUUAUAGGCAAUGCUUACGUCCGGGUACCGGACAGACCGACGAUGGUUUCAGAUGCGGAAUUCACCUUGGUAAACCCCCUGUUGUUCGUUGUGGAGAGAUGGCCAUUUCCGACAACGUUACCACGCAGUGCUACAGGGCUGCUGCCAAGGUAACCGCCAACGGCCCACGAUGCCCGACUUGUAUCGAACAACAAGGUUAUGAAACAACGCCACGUGAUAAGCGAAAGUCAGCACCGAUUCAUCAAGAGGACCAACCUACGAAGAUUCAGAGGAGAAAAAGUGAACCUGCGGGUAAGCCUACAUCCUCCGAAAAGACCAAGAACCAAGUGCGGGAUUUGCAAGAAGAGAGCUCAAAUCCAGCACCAGCUAGGAAACGGGGGAGACCGCAAAAAGACGGUAGCAUUGCCUCUACCGAACUAAACCACCAGCUCCCGACAAGAACACACAAGAGCGGAUCCCGACCAACGAUAUCGCAGGAAGAGACUGGACGCGUGGGCCAACUACCUGAGAGCAUUGAUACAGUGUUUAGUUUCCUCGACCUUGAAGAGCGUGAAGGGACAUGCCAGACUAAGCGCGCCAGAAAGAUCUUACACGUGUGUGAAAGGUAUUGUGCAAAUUUCCAGGAUGACACUCACUCAAUCGACGCUGUUACGCAAAAUGCCAUGAAGAUACAAGAGGCACUACAACAGACGCCUAAAUAUUACAGUACUGAAAUCGGAAAAAAACAUCAACUUGCAUUCAAGAGUGAUGCAUACAGCUUCGUCUUUCGCGCUCUUACGCUAUAUCUUCGAGAUUUGCACGAUUGGCUAGUCAAAACAUAUGAGUCUGCAACAGAGUCUUUGGAAAGCUUGCGUGUAAUAGCCCCAUUGAUGCAGGAGAUUUUAGCAUUCAAUGAUGCAAUCAGGCAAUGGCACGUCACUGUACCUCAGCGUCAAAAGGGUGAUAGAGUAGUCAAGGAUGUCCAAAGCCGACUUAUUACGCCCCUGCGGCGGGUCAGUCAAUCACUCAGUGUUCGUCUAAGCCAACUACAGGAGGGAGAGGAACGUUGUAAGCAAUAUGAGAAAAUGGAAAGAAGGAUGAAAGAACGCCGCGAUGCACAGAGUGAACAAAUUCGAGCUAUCGAGGCAAUGGAGGAACGGAAGAAGCGCUGGCAAGACCUUCAUAUCGUGCGAAUGCAAUGCGAACCCGAUGUAUACAGGCGGCGGAAGCUGUUCCACACCAGAUUUGAAGAUCUGGUGGAGAGAGAUGCGAACGGUGUCAUUUUCGAACGAUUGCCGAUUUUCAAACCCCGUUCUACUCCACCGCAUAGCCAGGUUUCGGAGCUUGCGGAUGAAGUGGAGUGGACCGAAGACGAAGAGACUGCUGUGCUCGAGGGCUUGCAGUAUUGUGCGGGCCCGCGCGUCUUUGAGAAGAUAUUCAAGACGUAUUGUGACCCCAGGUCUUCGCAUUCGCGCGGGGGCGACCUGCGUAACCGCAGUGUUGCAGAGAUUAUCUCAAAGGCAAGAUGGAUUCGGUCGACGAUGUUGACCUUGCGUCAAGAAAGUGGCGAGCCGGUGGAGGAAUGGGUAACUGGGAUUCCGAUUUUACCGUAG